AUGUCGCUUCACCAGACGCUCUUAAAUACCACAGUCUACCAUAAAAAAUUGCGACCUGGAAGAAAUCAAAGUGAACCAACAAUAGUUACGAUGAAAAUGACUCUUGAUAACCUAGUGGACAUUGAUGAAAUCUCUGGUACAGUGAAAAUAACUGCAAAACUUGAGGUCAGUUGGAUUGAUGAUAGAAUCAUGUGGAAUCCGACGCACUUCAACGGAAUUGAGAAAGUUCUGUUUCAAAUGGGAGAUAUAUGGGUUCCUGAUAUGUACACCAUGUCUUCUCUAGCCAGUAAACCUGCUCUGGGAGUGGAAAAAUUUAUUGUGAGGUAUACUCAUGAUGGAAAGGCAUUGUGGGAAGUCUCUAAUAUGUUUUGGAGUACAUGCGAUAUCCGCAUAGUGUAUUACCCAGUGGAUACGCAAUCCUGUCAGUUUAUCUUUUCAACCAGUGGCUAUACCUCCGAUGAUGUCCAACUGAAAGUUUUGGAGAGAAGAUUAGUAACAGAUGCCUACAAAGACAGCAGCGCUUGGAGGCUAAUUUCAGCAAAAGCUUUUGUGGAGAAAGGAACAUCAUCGGAAUCUGAUUUAUUUAUUGGUGAAGUGAAAUACGAGCGACGAUCUACGAUUUACAUUGUAACUGUUGUAGUUCCCCCGGCAGUAAUGGGGUUCGUUCACCUCCUGGUAUUUUUCCUUCCAGACGACUCCGGGGAGCGCGUGGGAUUUUCGGUGACCGUUCUCCUGUCUUUGGCAGUUUAUCAAAGCAUGCUUAGCGAGGCACUACCAAAAGCAUCAAGACCACAAAUACCUGUGCUGAGUGUGAAAAUCUUUGUUGAUCUCAUAACAAGUUCUUUGAUACAGGUGUGUGUUGUUGUAAGUCAAUACUUGUACAUGAAGGAACAGAAGAGGGAAGAGUUACCCCGAGUCAUCAAGAGAUUUGCUCGGUGUUUGUUGUGCAUGACAAGGAAAAGAGCAGUGAAAGCAGCAGAUGAUUGUUUUGAAGACGAGUCAAAAGAAGGGAAGAAUUCGAAAACUCUAGCAGAUAUAACUGUAGAUGUAUACAUUGUCAGAAGAAUGUUUAAUAUAACGUGUGGAUGCUACUUUUUCCUUGCAACACUGGCAACAAAUAUUGCUAUAGUCUGCUUGUUCUCAGAUCCAGCUUACUUCCAAGACUGA
This is a messenger RNA of Saccostrea echinata, 1167 nucleotides long. RefSeq names its product acetylcholine receptor subunit beta-type unc-29-like. Gene Ontology annotation, biological process: regulation of membrane potential; monoatomic ion transmembrane transport; nervous system process. The transcript has a single exon. Gene Ontology annotation, molecular function: transmembrane signaling receptor activity; neurotransmitter receptor activity; extracellular ligand-gated monoatomic ion channel activity. Gene Ontology annotation, cellular component: neuron projection; synapse; membrane. Bases 1 to 1167 code for a protein of 388 amino acids. The record is from RefSeq and is a predicted model, not a curated record. NCBI's taxonomy places the organism in Eukaryota, Metazoa, Mollusca, Bivalvia, Ostreida, Ostreidae.